Messenger RNA from Plasmodium inui San Antonio 1, 1149 nucleotides. RefSeq lists its product as hypothetical. Gene Ontology annotation, biological process: adhesion of symbiont to microvasculature. The coding region runs from base 1 to 1149 and encodes 382 amino acids. The record is from RefSeq and is a predicted model, not a curated record. The transcript is spliced from 3 exons. NCBI's taxonomy places the organism in Eukaryota, Apicomplexa, Aconoidasida, Haemosporida, Plasmodiidae.
AUGUUCAUUUAUGGUAGAACCUUCCCGCUUACCCUUUUAUUGGGUAUUACUACAUACAUUCAUAAGUCCACAUGUUAUAGGGAUGACUCAAAUGAUUCAGAUGGCAUAUUCCAUCAGACGCCCGUUGCGGAAUCAAAUUUCUGGAACGAACAAAAAUAUGCAUCAUCCAAGGCCAAACUCAUAAAAUCUUUAGAACAAAAUGAUGAUGUUUCCGCGGACGGGCUAAAUGCAAUAGUCAAUGAUGACGAUGAUAACGAUGAUGACGAUGAUAACGAAGGUGACGAUUAUAACAAUGAUAACGAUGAUGAAUCUACGAAAGAGCUUAGUCAUUUCAUGCACAAGUACGGCUCCGAAGAAAUGCUUCCUCGAUCAAGACAAGGGAAAGGAUUCCAAAAUGAUUCCAAUUCAUGCAACAUUAGUAGUAAUUAUGAAGAAAUUACUCACGAAUCGAGCAGUUAUUAUAGUUUCGAAUGUUCUCUUUAUGAAUUAGAGAGUGAAAACCAUCGCAGGACAAAACCACUUAAUGCAAUAAAACGUAAUAAAUUUAAUAUCCAAAAAUCAGCUGAAGGGGAAGAAUACCAUAUUCCCAUUAAAAUAUCACGAAAUCCAUAUCAAAGAUCCCUAUUAGAUAUCAAAAGACAAGGUAAAUUGGAAGAAGCAAUGAAGGCCAGGUUGGAGCUCAAUAAGAUUAAUGAGCAUCGAAUUAUAAAGGGUUUAAAAGAAGAUCUUCCUAUGAUAGCACCACAAGAAUAUGAAAGAUUGCAAAAAUUGAAUUCUUCGUUAUAUACAGAUGAUAAUUUACUUUUUGAUUCUCUGGAGAAAGACGAGAAAUUCUUGUAUGACAAGUAUACAAUUUCAGAAGUUUUGGAAGAAGAGAAAACGGAAUCAUUACCACAGUCCAAUGAAAGUUCUCGAAUUGAGAAUGGAAGUGAAACUGAUAAUAAAGAAAAUAAGAAUGAAGGAGGAAAAGAAGAUACAAAGAAUUCUGUAGAAGAAAUCUUUGGUGAAAAUAAUAAAAAAGAUAUAUCUGAACGCGGUUACGAGGAUGAACAGAAUGAAUUAAAUGUAAAAACUGAUGAACAAGAACUAAAUGAAGAUAUCCUGGAUGAGAAACUAAUGAUUAAGAGAAAACCAAUCGAAGAAGAAUAA